Molecule: messenger RNA, 4929 nt
Organism: Sodiomyces alkalinus F11
Lineage: Eukaryota; Fungi; Ascomycota; Sordariomycetes; Glomerellales; Plectosphaerellaceae
Product: UCH-domain-containing protein
Exons: 5
Biological process (GO): protein deubiquitination
Molecular function (GO): cysteine-type deubiquitinase activity
Source: RefSeq, a predicted model, not a curated record
UUAUCAACUACACUCGCAGCUCCCUCGUACAUCAUUCGCGAGCUGCAUCGGCAGCUCACAGUCACCACGUCUUCCUCAAAGAAGAGAAGAAUUUCCCCCCGCCACGCAUACCCCGCCGAAUCACCUAGCGCUUCGUCUCCGGACAGAGCUCUGCCCUCUUGCGAAGCCGACGACGAACCCGCCUUAUCGUUCACCGAAUCUCGGUCUUUUCCCGACAUAGACUCACACCCUGCUUCCAGUCUGCCCCCACGCCUGCAGACGACCCAAUACAUCUCUCACAUCUCGGCCGAAUACGCGGAGAGCACGGCCUCCACUCCGACGGGCGUUGCGGAGCUUUAUAUUGAUAGCGAUCGAGGAGGAGAUCUUUCGGGUCCUGAGACUGGCACUGUGCUGUCCGUGUCCGACAGGUACCCAGCCAGGAGCCAGUCGCCCCUGAACAUCCCUCGCCACGUCAUCAUGACGGGCGAUGCCGACCUACCUCAACGAUCCUCCUCCCCUUUGAAAAGACGCGCUUCCAGCAUGGAACCGGGGCAUGAUACCGUGAUGAACGGAACUGAAAAGCCCUCGUUUUCGGCCUCCAACCUCAAUCCCGACGGACGCACGAACGCCGAGGAGGAAGUCGCCGUGUCCCCAGCACAGAGAACGCAUUACCCCAGGGCCAUGAGCGUGGACCUCCCCGAACCUACUACGGCGGCUAGCAGGGACAGGACGACAGAGCCCCCACCACUAGCUGAACAAAUCAAGACCAUCCAGACCCUUCUUCAAACUUUCAGCGAGUGUCUUCCCAAAGUCGGCGACGUUGCAUACGCAGUUUCCAAAUCUUGGGUAAACAGGGCUCUUGCCUUCGGAGGCGACCCGAAAUAUGCAAGGAAAGAGUUUCUCGGCCAACCCCUGGGACCCGUCGACAACUCAGACAUCGUCCAAAGCAUUUUGUCACUCGAAGAUGGCUUGCAGUUUGUACAGCUCAAGCCAGGCGUGGGCAUGGAGGACUUGGAGCUCUUCCCCGAAGAUGCCUGGAUCUUGCUCAUAGAAUGGUAUGGUCUGAAGGAAGGUCAGGCUCCAAUCAAGCGCUACGCAGUCAACACCGCCCCUGAUGCUGCUAGCCCUGAUAACAUCGUCUUUGAGCUUAACCCGCCUGUGUUUACCGUCCAUCGAUUAUGGUCCAGCACGAAUGACAUACCCCUGGAAACCCAGUUGCAGGACACUCUGCCAGCCGUGCUCGUCAGGAGUGUCACGACACCCUACAACGAGUUCUUCAAGGACCUCAAGAGGAAAACGCGUAUCCCUAUGCAGCGCAAGAUGAGGGUGUUUUCUAUCAUGCCUCAGCCUCGCCCUGCCGCAUCGGACCCAGUUCCUUCUUCUGCUCUUACACCUCCCGACUCCCCCGACCCUGAACAAAACCUGGCUCCGGAGCUCUGGAAUCGUCUUCUUGUAGAUGUCUCGACCUAUCUGGGCGUGGAAGCGUCCCGUCGUUGCAAGAUAGAGGCCGUUGAUCACACGGGCAACCAGAACUACAACGGAAAGAGCCCGCUUUCCCUGUUCGCUCUCACCCAGGACCAGAUUCUGGUCUUAGACGAAGAAGUCGAAAAGGGCGAUUUCGUGUCGACGUACUUUAAGAAGCGUGGCAAUAGUAAGGCCAUUGCCUCGAGGGCAAGUGGGACAAGCCUUCUCCCCCAGUCUAGGGACGCCCACAGUGGUCGGAGCAGCCCUGCGGCGUCGAUACGUUCUGGUCCAGUCACCCGAGGUAGAGCUCAGCACAAGAGACCCGGUCGAAGCACAGGAGCCGUUGGUCUCCAGAACUUGGGCAACACCUGUUACAUGAAUUCCGCACUGCAGUGCGUCCGGAGCGUGGAGGAACUGACCAAAUACUUUCUCACGGCCGAGUAUGAAGAGGAGCUCAACACAGACAAUCCUCUUGGCUACCACGGCCAAGUGGCUAUCACGUACGGACGAUUGCUCAAGGAAAUAUAUCGCGAGUCAAAGUCAUCGGUGACUCCGCGUGAGUUCAAAUCAACCAUCGGCCGGUGCCGUAGCACUUUCUCCGGUUGGGGCCAGCAAGAUUCUCAAGAAUUUCUUGGUUUCCUCCUGGACGGCCUCCAGGAAGACCUAAGCCGUAUCAAGAAGAAACCCUACAUAGAGAAACCGGAUUCGACCGAUGACAUGAUCGGGAACGAAGCAGCCAUACGUGAGAUGGCCGAGAAGGUGUGGGACAUCACCCGGAAGCGCGAUGAUUCGGUCAUUGCCGAUCUCUUUACCGGCAUGUACAAAUCAACUCUGAAGUGUCCCGUCUGCCACAAGGUCAGCAUCACCUUCGAUCCUUUCAACAACCUGACUUUACCCCUCCCUAUCGAGGAGUUGUGGAGCAGGACGGUGAAGUUCUACCCCUUGAACGAUCGCCCAGUACAGCUUGACAUCGAACUGCCGAAGCAUAGCUCGAUGGAACGGCUCAGGACAGCUGUUUCGGAGAAGACGGUGGUCCCCAUCGACCGCCUUCUGGGUGGCGAGGAGUUCAAGGAUAGGUUCUUCAAGAUCUACGAAGACCAUGAGGAUGUGUGCGAUGUCAUCCAGCCCAACGAUAUCGCCACAUUCCACGAGGUCGAAGCGGUGCCGACGAACUGGCCGAGAAAGCCGCCCGGACGUCGCUCCAUGCUCGAUAUCGACGAGGAACCGUUUGCCGAUCCGCGAGCAGAGCGAAUGGCAGUGCCCGUGUUCCAUCGUCGGAAAACUCCAACGGCCAUGCGUUUUAACCGAGAAGAUGUUACAUGCCCGCCGCAUUUCAUCGUGCUGACCCGGGACGAGGCAUAUAGCGAGGACGCCAUUCGCCGCAAGAUUCUCGAGAAAACCGCGACGUUUUCGACCUCGUUAAUGUUCGCAGAUGACUCGACCACAGAUACCGACACGGCCAUGGUGACGCAAUCCGAUGCCGAUUCCUCUGGGGACAGUAAGAUUAUGGUCCACUCAGUCGAGGGCGAAGAUGAUAUGGUCGAGGUAUCCAUGCCCAAAGCAUGCGGCCGCCCAGCCAGCGAGAAGCUUCCCAGGCAAUACAAUGCGCAGCGCCCUAAGUGGGUGAGCCGAAAGCACCACUUGCCUGCCCAACUCCAAAACCUGUUUGAGUUGUCGUUCCUCCAGGACCGUUCUGGCGACCCUUUGCCGUCUGGUUGGCACUGCUUUGACGAUAAGCGGGAAUUCCCUCGGCUUUCCACGAGAGCACCCGCCGACUCCCCAAGCGAACAGGACGCCAAUAGUCCCGGUGCAUGGACUAAUGGUGCUGAUUCCGAUAACGAAAGUAACAGCGACCAGCAGUCACCUGCAACGGCAUCCGCGGCGACCGUCUCUGCGCAGACUCGCAUGAAUGACGAAUCUAGCGAUGAUGGCGACGUCCCCAUCAAGCCCCAUUUUCGAAACCAGCGUCCGGCCCAGAGAAUCGCUGGAGGCAGGAAGAAGGCCAGACAUCACCGGAUGCAAGGCGGCAAGAAAGGAGGCGUUAAGCAUCGAAACAAGGAAUGGAAGGCCAAGAUGGAACAGGCUCAGCCAGUCGACGUUCCGCCACAGCCAUCGCCCUUGGACGAUGUUCCUGGUCCUCUGGUUCGCCUGCACGAGGGCAUCGUAGUGGACUGGAGCCAGGAAGCCUGGGAUGCAGUCUUUGGGGGCGGUGAUGACCAGGGGAGUGCGACGUUUUUCCAGUUGGAGCAAGUCAGGGACCCGGUGCUGGAACAGCGACGUAAGAAGCGCCAAGCCCGGAGCAACAAGGGCAUCACACUGGACGAGUGCCUCGACGAAUUCGAGAAGGCCGAGAUUCUCUCGGAGCAGGACAUGUGGUACUGUCCUCGCUGCAAGGAACACCGUCGUGCCAGCAAGAAAUUCGAUCUCUGGAAGACGCCGGAUAUUCUUGUCGUCCAUCUCAAGCGGUUCAGCUCUUCAGGUUACCGCCGUGAUAAGCUCGACGUCAUGGUGGACUUCCCCAUACAAGACCUUGACUUGCGGAACCGCGUCCUCUACCAAGAGGAUGGCAAAGAAGAGAUAUACGACCUCUUCGCUGUUGAUGAGCAUUUCGGUGGCCUCGGCGGUGGCCACUACACCGCCUGGGCCAAAAACUUCAUCGAUGGCCGGUGGUAUCAUUUCAAUGAUUCCUCAGUCUCGCCUGGUCAAGCAGAGAGUUCCGUUACCAAGGCGGCGUACCUGCUCUUCUAUCGACGCCGGUCCGACGGUCCCCUUGGCGGGCCGCGGUUUCGGCAGAUUUGCGACAAGUUCGACAACCCGACCGAAGACGAUGAUGACGAAGCAGAACAAGAAAUGGCCGACGCGGGGGAAGGUCGGCGUCUCGGCGACGGCUCCUCCCCUCUUGGGUCGUCGAGACCUGGGCUCGCAGCAGGAGCAAUUCACCCGGAAGCCGGUCGUGGUUCGGCUCGUAGCGCCACAGUCACGCGCGGGGACGAUGAGGACGAAUUGCUGUCUUUUGAGGGCAGCUCUUCCACGAACGUCGGUAGCGACGUGAUGCAGACUAGCAUCGAGGGAGACAGGCAUACUGGUGGUGGCUUUCAGCCCACUCAGGGCUGGAGCUUCCAGUCGCUGGACGCCAGCCACCCGCCCUCGCUUGGUCUCGAGGACUAUGCCAGCGAUGAUGCGCAGGCUGAUUCGGAUGGUCCGGAUCUUCCCAGCCAAGGAAGCGAGGUGCCGUUCUUGCAGGACAGGUACGCGCCGUCGCCGAGCUGCGGGUCCGACAUGGGGGACCAGCCGCCGCCCCCGCCGGACGUCAACGCCCAAAUCGGACUUGCGGAUAUUCAAGCCACUGCCUGGGACCGCAAUGCCGACGACAGGGUCAUCGCGGUGCCGCCUGCAGAUGACGACGCCGCUUCCACUGAGGCAGCGGAGAUCCAUCUCACGGACGACGACCAGCAGCCGUCGAUGCCCCAUGCGGAGAAGCAUUGA